This is a messenger RNA of Seriola dumerili (greater amberjack), 1474 nucleotides long. RefSeq names its product nuclear transcription factor Y subunit alpha (gene nfyal). The coding region runs from base 302 to 1372 and encodes 356 amino acids. Gene Ontology annotation, biological process: regulation of transcription by RNA polymerase II. Gene Ontology annotation, cellular component: CCAAT-binding factor complex. The record is from RefSeq and is a predicted model, not a curated record. The transcript has 10 exons. Gene Ontology annotation, molecular function: RNA polymerase II cis-regulatory region sequence-specific DNA binding; DNA-binding transcription factor activity, RNA polymerase II-specific. NCBI's taxonomy places the organism in Eukaryota, Metazoa, Chordata, Actinopteri, Carangiformes, Carangidae.
UCUUAGCUAAAACAUCGAAUCUAAAACAAAGGGGUGGUUGACAAUAGCGGCGUCCACCCACCAGUAAAGCAAAUUAUCAUAAACUAUAAUUAACAACAACACACCCAAGGACUGUCGUUAACUGGUUACCUGUUGAGUCGCCUCUGUUCUGAGCUUUCUAGCGUUUACCAGGCUUUUUUAGCUUGCUAACUGACGCUAGCCGCGUUAGCUCCCAUACGAAUAUAUCAGUUAACAAAACAACACCCAGCAGCUGACCCCGCUGUAUCACCGACUGAGAGGAGGAUUGUGACAAUAAUAAGCUAUGGAGCAGUACACCACUGCCACCACUACUACUGGGGAGCAGAUAGUUGUGCAGACUGCCAAUGGACAGAUCCAGCAGCAGACACAGGGCACAGUGACAGCUGUGCAGCUGCAAACAGAGGCGCCAGUGGUGACGGCCUCAGGCCAGCAGGUGCAGACACUCCAGGUAGUCCAGGGGCAGCCUCUGAUGGUCCAGGUGAGCGGCGGGCAGCUCAUCACAUCAUCAGGGCAACCCAUCAUGGUGCAGGCCAUGUCAGGGGGACAGGGGCAAACCAUAAUGCAGGUCCCUGUGUCUGGAGCUCAGGGACUACAGCAGAUCCAGCUGGUGCAGCCGGGUCAGAUCCAGUUACAGGGCGGUCAGACUCUCCAGCUACAGGGCCAGCAGGGUCAGCCCCAGCAGAUCAUCAUCCAGCAGCCCCAGACAGCCAUCACUGCUGGACAGAACCAGGGGCAGCAGAUCAGCGUUCAGGGCCAGCAGGUGGCACAGACAGCUGACGGGCAGACCAUCGUCUACCAGCCUGUCAAUGCGGACGGAACCGUGCUGCAGCAGGGAAUGAUCACAAUUCCAGCUGCCAGCUUGGCCGGCGCCCAGAUUGUACAGGCAGGGGGUGCCAACACCAACACCACUAACAGCGGCCAAGGCACUGUGACCGUCACCCUGCCCGUCUCCGGUAACAUGGUCAAUGCAGGUGGAAUGGUCAUGGUAAGACCCUGUGCAGAGAUGGUGCCUGGAGGUGGUGGAGUUCCCACAAUGCAACGUAUCCCCCUGCCAGGGGCUGAGAUGCUCGAGGAGGAGCCGCUCUAUGUCAAUGCCAAACAGUACCAUCGUAUCCUGAAGCGAAGACAGGCCCGGGCCAAGCUGGAGGCUGAGGGCAAGAUCCCCAAGGAAAGGAGGAAAUACCUGCACGAGUCUCGCCACCGUCACGCCAUGCAGCGUAAGCGAGGAGAUGGAGGACGUUUCUUUUCCCCUAAGGACAAAGAGGAAAUGGCUUUGGCCCUGGCACAGCAGCAGCAGGAGGUAGCCCAGGCAGCAGCAGACGAGACGGUGGCUCAGAUGAUCCGAGUCUCGUAGCACUGUCGCCAAAAUCAUCAUCAUGUCUGUCAGUGAACUCUACCCUGCCUGAGACUCUUCACCCCAGCUAAACCAUCUGCCGCACCUUCUCCUCUGUCACCC